AUGAUGGACCCACUACCUCCCACUGGUGACGAGACUAAGAUCUACGUGUUGGGUGGUUACGCUAGCAUCAGGGCUCUGUGGAUGUACGGCAGCUACGCAGACUUCGUCACACGCCGACGUAAGACCAUCAUCACGCUGCCGAUAGGCGUCGCCGGCACCGGUCACGUGAUCUACAACGGAACCAUCUACUAUCCGCAGUACAACACGGCCAAGGUCACGGAAGCUCACGGCGACCAGCACCUCCCGGGUGCCCUCUAUCAGAACCAAGGGCAGUUUAGCUUCGGUUGUUAUUCGGACAUUGACCUGGCGGCGGAUGAGAGAGGACUGUGGGCCGUGUACACGACGACGGCCAACGACGGCUAUAUACGUCAUCAGCAAAACUGCACCCCGUUACACUGCAGGAACACCUGGAGAACUAACGCUAAGAAGCUCAAUGUUGGAAACACGUUCUUCAUCUGCGGGGUCAUGUACUCGGUCGAGGCGCACACGAUCCUGGAUAACAGAGUCUCCUACCAGUACGACACGAACACGCAGGAGCAAAACCUCAUAUCGAUACCGUUCAGCAUCAAGUACGGACUGCUAACUCAGAUGCUCUAUAACGCUCGGCAUCGCGCCAUCUUUGCCUGGGACAACGGACAUCUCAUCUCCUACCCCGUAGAAUUCCAACCGUCACGUUAGGUUCGUCUGUGACGGAUCCGCCUGGAGCGCUGCUCGGGUGGACGUUGUCGUUCGUGGCGCCCCCUACCGCCUAUAGCUGCGAUAGAGCCGUUUACUAAGUGCUAGUUUCCAGCUGAGGUUAGAGGAGGAGGUGGAGGAUACAUUUAUAUAGCGUGUCCCCAUGAAUUGCAUCGCUCACGUGCGCGCCCUUCUGCGCGUGAUCCACAAGAUGUCACGCCACGUGAUCCACAUGAUGUCACGCCACGUGAUUGAUGUUACAGUGUGUGAUUGACGUCACGGCGCGUGAUUGACGUUACAGUGUGUGAUUGACGUCACGGCGCGUGAUUGACGUCACCAAUAUGGCGGCAUACUGCCCGGAAUUAUUUUGCCUUCUAAGUUGACGCGAAAUAUAAUUGAUAUCAACUGCAUAGUUUGUAGUGUCUGUGAAUGAAAGACGUUAUAAUAACGUCUUUCAUUCACAGACACUACAAACUAUGCAGUUGCUAUCAAUUAUAUUUCGCGUCAACUUAGAAGGCAAAAUUUCAUAUACUAAUGCAAUAACCGUUAUUGCAUUAGUAUAUGAAAUUGAGGUUCUUGAUAAACUAACUAAGAAUAUCCUUCUUAACGAGUUAUAUGUCGGCGAUAAAACUAGAAGAUAUAUAAUACGUGAAAUCUGAUCACCUGCCGUGUACUAUCGCUUGUCUUCCCAUCAUGCACUAGUUAAUUCACAUUCCACUGAGAAUGAGAUCGUGCAAAUAUAAUGAUUGGAUGGUCUUAUAUUGAGUUUGAUUU
Molecule: messenger RNA, 1449 nt
Organism: Priapulus caudatus
Lineage: Eukaryota; Metazoa; Priapulida; Priapulimorpha; Priapulimorphida; Priapulidae
Product: noelin-2-like
Biological process (GO): signal transduction
Source: RefSeq, a predicted model, not a curated record